AUGCCAUUGACCUCAAAAGAUGUUACAAUGACUGAUGUACCCAGUGAAAGACUCAAUGGAGCUUUGGAAAAGAUAACAACAAAUAAUCACCCAGAGUCCCAGGAGUUUACAAGAAUUAAAAAGUGGAACACCACCCAGAACAUGUGCACCAUCCUCCCAACAUUGUGUGAACACCUUCCACAGAAGGCAUCCGAUCAAAUUCUGAAAUUUGCAUUACCCAAAAGUUCCAGGGGUGGUGUGACUGAAAGUCUAGGAACAAGAGAAGAUACAAGUUCACAGUACACAUACAACCCCCAGAAGAAUGAAGGAAUAGACUAUGAAUCUCGGGUCCGCCUUCUCAACAGGAUGAAUGAGAUGUCCAAACAGAUAUUUGUGAUAGCAACAGACAUACAUAAAAUGAAGAAAAAAAAAUCAAGCAUCAUACCUCUCUCUCGAUGGGUCAAUCAACUUGACUCUGUGGAUCUUGAUAAUGUCAAAUAUAACAUCAAAUGCAAAGGUGUCUCAAAUAGCACAGUGAUUUAUCAAGCAAAGGAGUCAAAGAAAAAGACAAAAUUGGCUUGUGGACAGAUUGAAGAGAUCUUUACAAUAUUGGUUGAAGUAGAGGGGAAGGAUCAGUUCCAACUUUGGUUUGAAAUCACAAGAUUUGAUGACCUGACACCUACUCAUCAAAAGGUACAUGGUCUCACAAAUUGGCCCCAUGCCAAAAUGACACUUGUUUACAAAAGACAGAACAAAAAAGAUUUGAUCAGAGCAGAAGAGCUGAUAAGUCAUGUAUCUCUAUGGGAGACUCCAGAUAAUUGCUUUGGUAUCAAAGAGUCAACUUUGCUAGUCACUGAAUUAUUCAAGAAAAUAUGCACUGGUAAUUAA
Molecule: messenger RNA, 867 nt
Organism: Melampsora larici-populina 98AG31
Lineage: Eukaryota; Fungi; Basidiomycota; Pucciniomycetes; Pucciniales; Melampsoraceae
Exons: 2
Coding region: 1-867 (288 amino acids)
Source: RefSeq, a predicted model, not a curated record